Messenger RNA from Lachancea lanzarotensis, 516 nucleotides. Its product is annotated as LALA0S06e07646g1_1. The transcript has a single exon. The record is from RefSeq and is a predicted model, not a curated record. Bases 1 to 516 code for a protein of 171 amino acids. Gene Ontology annotation, molecular function: acyltransferase activity, transferring groups other than amino-acyl groups. Lineage: Eukaryota; Fungi; Ascomycota; Saccharomycetes; Saccharomycetales; Saccharomycetaceae.
AUGCACUUCUUUAGAAAAGCGACUUUAGAAGAUUUGGACGAGGUUUGGUCAAUUCUGGAGUCAGCCAAAGAACUUUUGAAGUCACUGAAUAUCGACCAAUGGCAGGAUGGUUAUCCCAAUAAAAAACUUAUCAAGACGGACAUCAAAAAGGAUAGAAGUUAUUUAAUGAUUUGCGAGGGCGAAAUAGCUGCUGUGGGUGUUAUCCUGGUCGGUGUUGACCCUGCCUACACUGCGAUAGAUGGCCAAUGGAUGGGGCGCGAAAACGAGCAGAACUACGUUUCUAUACAUCGUACGGCUAUAUCGCCUAGAUUUCAGGGUAAAAAGCUGUCAAGCAUCAUGAUGACUGGCCUUAUUGAGAUAUGUUCAGAGAUGGGCUUCAAGGACAUCAGAGCCGACACUCACAAAGAUAACAAAACGAUGCAGCACGUUCUUGCCAAAAGUGGGUUUGAGUAUCGUGGAGAAAUUUAUCAAGGCAAUGAGUCCUGGAGACAAGCCUAUCAACUGCUUUUGUCUUGA